Heterocephalus glaber (naked mole-rat) is the source of this 3305-nucleotide messenger RNA. It is a transcript of the gene Rbm4b, whose product is annotated as RNA binding motif protein 4B. Gene Ontology annotation, molecular function: zinc ion binding; mRNA binding. NCBI's taxonomy places the organism in Eukaryota, Metazoa, Chordata, Mammalia, Rodentia, Bathyergidae. Gene Ontology annotation, cellular component: nucleus. The record is from RefSeq and is a predicted model, not a curated record.
GCGACCCCUUCCCAGGGCGGUGAUUGGCUAGUUGAGGCUGAGGGGAGGCCGACAGACGUCUUGCAGCUCAGUCACCAGCUCCCCCUCCCACCUGGGUGUUGGGCGACUAUCUGUGUGAGGACGCGGGAUUGGUCCGUCGCCUCCCGCGAGGGGUUGGGGAACUGAGUAGCGCGCACUCGCGCGUGCGUGAGCUGGCGCGCGAGAACGGGCCCGGUCGCGCCGAGGCUCGAGCGGCCGUCGCCAUUUUGUAGGGUUCUCUCUGACGCGGGAGCCGCCGCCACCACUGCCGCUACCCGGAGGCUCUUGUCAGGAUGGUGAAGCUGUUCAUUGGAAACCUGCCCCGGGAGGCCACAGAGCAAGAGAUCCGCUCACUCUUUGAGCAGUAUGGGAAGGUGCUGGAAUGUGACAUCAUUAAGAACUACGGCUUUGUGCACAUAGAAGACAAAACUGCAGCUGAGGAUGCCAUCCGAAACCUGCACCACUACAAGCUGCACGGGGUGAACAUCAACGUGGAAGCCAGCAAGAAUAAGAGCAAAGCUUCAACCAAGUUACACGUGGGCAACAUCAGUCCCACUUGUACCAACCAAGAGCUUCGAGCCAAGUUUGAAGAGUAUGGUCCAGUCAUCGAAUGUGACAUCGUGAAAGAUUAUGCCUUUGUACACAUGGAGCGGGCAGAAGAUGCAGUGGAGGCCAUCAGGGGCCUUGACAACACAGAGUUUCAAGGCAAAAGAAUGCAUGUGCAGUUGUCCACCAGCCGGCUUCGGACUGCUCCUGGGAUGGGAGACCAGAGUGGAUGCUAUCGGUGUGGGAAAGAGGGACAUUGGUCCAAAGAGUGCCCAGUAGACCGUACAGGGCGUGUGGCAGACUUUACUGAGCAGUACAAUGAACAGUAUGGAGCAGUACGCACACCCUACACCAUGGGCUAUGGGGAAUCCAUGUAUUACAAUGAUGCAUAUGGAGCACUCGACUACUAUAAGCGCUACCGGGUCCGCUCUUAUGAAGCGGUGGCAGCGGCAGCUGCUGCUUCUGCAUACAACUAUGCGGACCAGACCAUGUCUCAUCUGCCUCAAGUCCAGAGCUCAGCUGUGACCAGUCACCUCAACUCCACUUCUGUUGAUCCCUAUGACAGACACCUGUUGCCGAACUCUGGUGCUGCUGCCACCUCAGCUGCUAUGGCUGCCGCUGCUGCCACCUCUUCCUCCUAUUAUGGAAGGGACAGGAGCCCACUGCGUCGUGCUGCAGCUGUGCUCCCCACAGUUGGAGAGGGCUACGGUUAUGGCCCAGAGAGUGAGCUGUCUCAGGCUUCAGCAGCUGCACGGAAUUCCCUGUAUGACAUGGCCCGAUAUGAACGGGAGCAGUAUGUGGACCGAGCACGUUACUCAGCCUUUUAAGAACUGGAGGUGUGAACCUCAAAUGGACUGAAUAACCCUGAGUUGGUUGCAGUCCCAGGAGUCUGAUGUUAAUGAGGCUGCCAGGAUGAAAUACAACACAACUGUUGGGGAUCCAAAUUCGGGUCUCACCCUAGCAGAACUGAUCAAGAACGUCACAACUUUUGAAGUCGAUUGGCACAGAUCAAGACCAAGAUUUGGCCCUUUGUCUGUAAUAAGUAGAGGAACUUGGUGUGAGUUAACUUUUUUUUUCCCCCAGCCAUUGAUGUCUGGAGUUUCCAUCAUCACUGGAAGAAUUAGAGAAAUCUAGCAGUGAUUUAUUUCUUCUUUUGAGUUGGCAAGGGAGCUUUGGUCAAUUUGGGGAACUACUGGAACAUGUGGCUCUAAAUUUGUGACAGUGUGACAUGUAGAUGUAUUGGAAAUGAUUGAGUAACCGACCACUCCUUGAGACUAUCCUUUGUGACUGUGAUUUUUGGAAAUUUGUUUAUGUGGAAGAUUAAAAUAAAAGGAAACACACUUAGAAUGAUAUAGUUAGGCUGGGCAUGGUGGUACACACCUGUUGUAGUCCCAGCUACCUAGGAGGAUCAUGAAUCACUUGAGCCCAACAAUUGGGGCCAGCCUGGGGAUCUUUACCCCAAAAAAAAGAACAGUUGGGGCCAGGGGUUUAGCUCAGUGGUUCCGCCGCCUGCCUCACAAGCGCAAGGACCUGAGUUUGAUCCCCGGUACCAAAAAAAAGAACAAUUGGCCAUAUUUGAAAUCUUAGCUUCUGUUUUUCCUGGACCUAAAAAAUAAAUUGUAGUUCUUGAUACUGUGUGUAUGCCCAUUGUUGGCCUAACAGCCUUCUAUCCCAGGUUAUUUUGCUUAAAAGAUAAGUGUCAGCUAAGCAUGGUGGCUCAAGCUUGUAUUUCUAGCAGUCUGGGAGGCUUAGGCAGGAGGAUUGCAAGUUCAACCCCAGCCUAGGCAACUUUGUGAGAUCCUGUAUCAAAAUAAUAAAAGGGCUGAGGAUGUAACAUAUUCAUUGCAAAGGCCCUGGGUUCAAGUCCCAGUAGCACAAAAACAUUUAAAAAGGAUUAAGAAAAUGAGAAAGUUGAAUUUAUCACCAACAUAGUAAUUUUCAGAAAAUUACUUGCCCUGUUACUCCUAUAAGUAGAUUUGUGUAUAUGUAGCAAUUAGUAGAUACUUAGGUAAUGUUGUGGGAUGUAAGUUUGAUGCAGUCUGACUUGGUGUUGUUUUGUUCUUUGUUUUUUUCCCCCCUGGAAUACAGGACGGGACCAGGGCCCUUGUACUCGGAGCCAAGCUGCUCUCCAGGCAAUGUGUAAGCCUCUUGUGUUGUGCUCUCUUUCAGGUAGGAUAAUUGCGGACUGAACCCUCGGGCUGCGGUCAUAAAUGAGAACUUGCUCCGCGCGGUCCCUUUUGCCGGGAUGUUUCCAUUGCUUCAUGUUUCAGUAAACAAAGGAAUUUGUGACCAACUAUGUUUUCUUUCUUAAUUUAAUUCUUCUAAGUUGACUUUUCUUUCCUCUUGAUACUAGUGUCUGUAGCCUUUCAAUCUGUUCCUUAUUCUCAGCCUCUGAGCAGCCCUAGGUAAGGAUUAUGCUGGCAUCCCCUUUUUCCUGUACAGUGGAACCCCUCUUACCUUCCUUUUCCUUAGGAGUUGAACCCUUCUCCCUGCCUACCUGCAGCAUCUCCUUUCCCUUUAAAAUGACCAUGUAGUAGCAAGCAGCCUUUUCUCUGUUAAAUCUGGACUCUUAACAUUGAAGCUACUCUUUUGAAGUUGCUAGGACCAUUGGGGGUUUUGUUGUUUUGUUUUGUUUUUUGUCUGACCUGUGAUCGUGAUACAGCAUUAGCUGAAAUUUAGCCGUGUUUUCUCCGCUCCCCCCUUUUUUUUUUUUUUUGACAAAUAAACAUUUCUAACACUUA